AUGAGUGAUGUAUUCGAUGUUUCCACUGGUUUAUCCACCAAUCAAGGCAGUUCUCUUGGAUAUGGGCAAAUCGAAUCCAUCAUAGCUACAACGGCAAAAAAGAAACUUGAAGCCAAAGGCAUGUCUGUUCUCCGGAAUGAAGCCGUUUCUCCCUGUCGAAGUACUGUAUCAAACUACGGUGGAGCUUUAGCCUUGCUUUCUGGUACCAGUUGUACUACUUCCAAGGUUAUCAACAAGACUCCCACCAGAGAGAUUGCAGAGAACUCACUUCGUUCCAGUCAAGCUUUUGGCGCUGCUGUUGGCACCUCUCACUACAUGCCUACAGAGAUUGAACAUCCAGAAGUUAGGAAGUUUCUCAAUGAGAAAGCUACGGACUCAGAAAAACAUGUCUACAAUACCAUCAGCAUGCUUCACAAGGGGGGCCCCCUAUUGCCAGUUAGGAAAGGUCUCAUUCUGUCAUCCGAUGAUACAACGGAAUGGAUCGUAGAGGGUCUGAACAAGAAGAAUAUUGACAAAAUUCGAUUCACUCAUAGCUCAUCUUACAAUGGCAAGGGUACUCGACUGUCUACAAACCUCAAUGAAGCAAUGGCAACUGGGAUUCAAGUUAAGCUUAGUGUUACAAUGACUGCUGCUGGCACUACAGCUCCUUUGUUUGUGUCCAUCACAGGAUUGAAUGAAAGAGAGCUUACUGAUCAGGAAGACAAUGACUCUGGUGUCCUUAUUCUUGAAAUUCCUGGUUUAUGA
Messenger RNA from Seminavis robusta, 744 nucleotides. NCBI's taxonomy places the organism in Eukaryota, Bacillariophyta, Bacillariophyceae, Naviculales, Naviculaceae. The record is from the annotation of a GenBank genome assembly.